Fusarium oxysporum Fo47 is the source of this 1374-nucleotide messenger RNA. RefSeq lists its product as uncharacterized. Bases 1 to 1374 code for a protein of 457 amino acids. Lineage: Eukaryota; Fungi; Ascomycota; Sordariomycetes; Hypocreales; Nectriaceae. The record is from RefSeq and is a predicted model, not a curated record. The transcript is spliced from 4 exons.
AUGAUAGGCUUCAUCUACGAGGAUUUGAGUGGCCUCACUACAGAAGGCUGCACAAAGGCACUACAAAACUACAAAAAGGUACUACGCGAGGCGGGCUUGAACAAGCAAUGGGAUACGAUCCCGGAGGAAAUCGAGAUGGACUAUGAGUCACAAAUGGAGAGACGUAUUGGAAGCGAGCCACUGAUCCCAACUCGAGGCACCAGCCUCUAUCAGUUUGUACGGCGUCAAAAGGAUCAAGUGUCUUCUAGGCUGCUCGAACCUUCGACGUUACAAAGACUCCCCGAUGAGAUCCUCUUGAUGAUCGUCUCCUGUAUGUCGGACCCAGACGACAAACUAUCCCUCUUCACUUUCUUCGCCCUCCGUCAGAUGGCUGCAAAGACAAAUACCUAUCGCCAAUCUGUCCACCGGGUGGUCGCCAUUGCUUCGACUAUAAGUCCUUUGGUGACGUGCAGAAUGAGAUCAUGGACGGGAAUGUGUCUACCGAGGGAAGAUGGGGAGCUGGAGGAUUUUGUACCAUGUAACUACAACUUCGACUAUACCAGGGUAUUUGCCACCAAUUAUGGCGGCUGUGGGAUUAUGCUGCAUAUUCUGCGGCAAGGGCAUUCGGGUAGCGAUCGAUCUAUCCUCCACCAAAGUGGUUAUCUACAUCGACACAAGCUCAACGACUCACUCCGAAAGAUUAGGCAGAAUGGAGGACAGCUUUUCCUACCACAACGCGGCCCCAAUACGCUCCCCGUAUGGAACGCAAUCUCCGAAAUCGACCGCUCAGAAGUAGUGUCAACAGAAGAAGACCUUAUCAAGCUCCGUGGUGGUUGGGGCUACAUGAAUCGCCAACGUCGACACAACUUGACUUUUUUAGGUCCCGAAAGGAUAGCGUGUGGUCACUGUAGGAAGAUACGCUUCGCGGAUCGGGGCUUGAGCUGUGCGCCUCAUGACUGCUUUCAUGCCAUUGACAGGAAGUCAUACGUCUACAAUGGAUCUGCUGGCGUGCCUGAAGCUUGUAAUAACGACGUCUGUCGCAAUCACUAUGUGGGUCAAGAAGAUCAGGUUUAUCAGUGGAUACAAAGCGUCAAUCGGCUCUGCGAAAUUGGCGACGAUCGUUUUGGGAACAAGGCGUGUACGUUGGCAGUCGAAGAGAAGCAGCCUUAUGAGGAUGAUAGACGAACGUUUGAGUCAUGGGAGGAUCAUGAUAUUGAGGAUCUGGAAGAAGCUCUAGCACCAAGAGAACAACCUCGACGAAAUUUCGAGUCAAAAGAGGGUCACAGAACUGAGGAGUCGGAAGAAGCUCUCAAGGGGGCUGAUGCUUAUAUCACGCACCUUACUUCUUCCGAAGAACCUGUCGCCCCAAGCGAACCCCCACUUCAACUUGCAUAG